CUUGAUGGUGGUGCUGCUGAGGGAUGCAGUGGGUGGAUGGAGCCGGAGGUGGAGGUGAAAGACUGGAAGUCGGAUAACUGAAUGUCUCGGAAGGAUGCGGAUUACUGUAACUCUCCGGCUUGCUUGUCAACCAACAGUGGUUUCGAUCGUUUGACAUGAGAAUGUGCGGCACAAACGACCUAGGCCUGCGGUUUGUAGAUGCAAGGAGCCUCACAAUAUCCGUGACACCGAGCGUUUGCCCUGCUUGACAAAUAGUGAAUUGAUUUGCAGCUAUUUUGUAUUGUCAUCUUACGUUCGAGGUGUAAAAUUGUAUUAUUUUCCCACAACUAAACGGGAAGAAAACCAGAGGAGAUAAAGUCACCCUGUGAUUUGUAGUGCAACUGCCAUCAUGGUUUUAGCCGUCGUUUUAGCCUCAUCGCCAGCUGAUCUCUGAUGUGCCCCUGCAGACUGGACGUCCAACUGAGCGGAGCGUCAGAACCAAAACAUACCAAAAACACACAUCGUUAACAGAGUUUUAGCAUGGAGGGGUCGACGUUACAGCCUCGGUGUUUGAAAGGUCUGUUUAUGUGGACGACUUUGUGUCUGCUCAGCCACGGUCAAUCCGCGCCGGAAGCCUCGGGCCUGCCUUUCGCCAUCCGCGUACCACUGCGACAAGGCGCUCUCGCUGAGAAGCCAUCGCCGCUGCCACCUGCCGCUGCUUACCGCGAGCGCGACAACGCGGGGAAGCGUAGUGCGCGCAAGCGGAGAGGAGCGGCAGCGAGCGGCAUCAGCUUUGUGGACAUGAUUGAUAACCUGCGUGGGAAGUCCGGCCAAGGAUACUACGUUGAGAUGGCUGUUGGCUCUCCUCCGCAAAAGUUGAACAUCCUGGUGGACACAGGAAGCAGUAACUUUGCUGUCGGGGCCGCUGCUCAUCCCUUCCUGCGCAGAUACUACCAUCGUUCACUCUCUGGCUCCUACCGUGAUCAAGGCAGGAGUGUGUAUGUUCCCUACACCCAGGGUCGCUGGGAGGGGGAGCUGGGAACGGACCUGGUCUCCGUCCCACACGGGCCCAACGCCACGCUGCGCGCCAACAUUGCUGCGAUCACCCAGUCAGAUCGCUUCUUCAUCAACGGAUCCAACUGGGAGGGAAUCCUGGGACUGGCCUACGCCGAUAUAGCCCGGCCUGACGAGACAUUGGAGCCUUUCUUCGACUCUCUGGUUCGGCAGACUCCUGUUCGCAACCUCUUCUCUCUGCAGUUGUGUGGAGCAGGCUUCACCCAAAACUACUCCCUGGGUAACGCUACUGUUGGUGGCAGCAUGAUCAUUGGCGGAGUGGACCCGUCCCUCUACGUGGGAGAGCUUUGGUACACUCCCAUCCGCAGGGAGUGGUACUAUGAGGUCAUCAUCGUACGCAUUGAGGUGAACGGACUGGACCUGAACAUGGACUGUAAAGAGUACAACUAUGAUAAGAGCAUCGUGGACAGCGGCACCACUAACCUUCGUCUGCCUAGGAAAGUCUUCCAGGCUGCAGUCAAGGCUAUUGAAGCGGCCUCUUCGACCGAGCAGUUUCCCUCCGAGUUCUGGCUGGGGGAGCAGCUGGUAUGUUGGCAUGCUGGUACUACACCCUGGCACAUAUUCCCAGUCAUCUCCCUCUACCUGAUGAGUGAAAACCACAACCAGUCCUUCAGAAUCUCCAUCCUGCCGCAGCAAUACCUGAGGCCAGUAGAGGACGUGGCUUCCGCCCAGCAGGACGUGACUUCCGCCCAGGAGGACGUGGCUUCCGCCCAGGAGGACUGUUACAAGUUUGCCGUGUCCCAGUCCAGCACUGGUACAGUGAUGGGGGCUGUCAUCAUGGAAGGAUUCUAUGUGGUGUUUGACCGAGAAAAGAAACGCAUCGGCUUUGCAGUCAGCACCUGCCAUGUGCAUGAUGAGUUUCGCACAGCCUCUGUGGAAGGCCCGUUCCACGGCUUCGACCUCGAGGACUGCGGCUACAACAUCCCUCAGACCGACGAGUCCACUCUCAUGACCAUCGCCUACAUCAUGGCAGGAAUCUGCGCUCUCUUCAUGCUGCCUCUGUGUCUCAUGGUGUGUCAGUGGCGCUUCGCCCGCUGCAUCCACCCACACGGGGACUUCGCUGACGACAUAUCGCUCCUGAAGUAAAGGCCGAGAUGAAAGGCGACAAAAGGAGUCGUGCAGACCUGCACUUGAAACGCAGGCAAGGGUGGAUUGUGGGAGAAAUAGAUGAGCGUUGUUCCAAAAUGCGGGUGCUGUUGAAAGAACUUUGAAGAGGUUUUUCAGGAAUGUAAUAUGUAAAGUGUAGAAAAUGCUGACAUAGUGAUUGCACAGUGAACAGAUCAAUUGAGGAUAACUAGAGCCAUUAUUAACUGGGGGAGAAAGUUGGUCUCGUCAGCAUCUACUUUGACUGUUUAAGCUACCUAUGCAGAAACAGCGUUGGGUAAAGACGAAACAAAAAAACACUUGGUAAAAAUCUUUAUUAUAGUGUUUAAAAAGUUACAGAAGAUGGAUUGAAUUUGUCAUUUUGAAGAGAUCUGUCUCUUAACAUUGCAGAGUUCAAAAAACAGUGGAUUUAGGUAAAAUAGAGAGAAAACUGAUAAUUUAACAGUCAUUGCUUAUUGAAGAAACACAUCCUGGAUAUGAAUACAAGAUGGGAAACCAUAGUGUCAUCAGACGUGUUUUGUUAUGGUAUGAUUUAUGAGUGUAUGGUUACGUGUGUGUGCGUGCGUGUGUGUAUAGAUCCUCUAUUUGUGGCUUAUGAGUGAUUGAAAGUUGAUGUGUGUGAGCAUGCCUGUAUGUGUGCACGGCUGCGCUGAAGAGUAUACAGAAAGAUUUAAUUAAGACAAAGAUGUUACUGAAAAUGAAAAUACUACUGCAUAUGAAUAGUAUCUAUAAAAUCACACUAUGUUGCUAUUGCCUGCAAAUAAUUUUUCACUGCAAAUUAAGUAAACAUAAAGAGGUUCAGUUGAUGAAAUAUCAGACUGUAACAGCAUUUAUUUCAUAAGAUCAUUUUGGCUUGGUGUGAAACUGAGACUACUGACAAAAUCAGAUGUCACUUUUUCCUUCAUAUAUUGAUAGUUUAAAUGUAUCUAUUGUAAAUAAAACGGACUGCAUUACAGAUCUGUAAUUCAUGCAUACACACAGACACACACACACACAGUAUACAUAUUGCUAAUAUUGCUGCUGCACCAUCUGAUGAUUUGCACAUGUAACAGCACAUUACAUGUUAACAGAGUGAGACUUUGAUAGGGCUUCUUUCACAGACACAGAAACAGCCUAACACAUCACAUCUUUCCAUGGGGACCAUAUAUGCUUGGAAAGGAAACCAGCCAAAAGUAUGUUAAACACUUUAAACACUAAGUAUAUGUGUACAAGGGACAGUGUGUAUUGUCUCUUGGCAAGCUGUAAAUAGAUAAACUGUAUAUUUAUCUGUCAGGCGCUGGCAGCACUGUGGAUUCAAUUAAGUCCUUAUUGUAACUGUAACAUGAAGUGUGUGAUUUUCAUUUCCUCCCUUGAUACAUCAAACCUGAAUACUAUCUGACUGUCAUCCAGUGUAGUGAAUGUUACCAUUUAAUUGUUUGAAGUACAUUUCAAUUGUAUAACCAUAAUGGAAGUAGUCAACCUAUUUUACGUAUAUGAAUAUUGAGGACAUGUCAGCAAACGAUCAUUUAUUUUCAAUAGAUUUCAUGUCAUGUUACCCAUUGACUCCUAAUCAAUACAAUAUAUUAUAACUGGACUGUAUAAAUAGGGCACACCUUAUUAUGGGAUUUUAAUCCCCCUUAUUUUCAACAUUAAUAAAGUUAAAAAGUUUUCCAUUCAAAAGUUGAGAUUUUUCUCAAUACCUUCCAUGUUGUGCCAUUCAAUACCUAAUAAUACAGUAGACAAAUAAAAUACACUUACUUUUAUUGGAUAUUCACCUUCUAUUGUACAUAAAUAUUUGUAUACAAUUCAA
Eleginops maclovinus (Patagonian blennie) is the source of this 3946-nucleotide messenger RNA. RefSeq names its product beta-secretase 1-like. Gene Ontology annotation, cellular component: trans-Golgi network; endosome; plasma membrane. Gene Ontology annotation, biological process: membrane protein ectodomain proteolysis; amyloid-beta metabolic process. NCBI's taxonomy places the organism in Eukaryota, Metazoa, Chordata, Actinopteri, Perciformes, Eleginopidae. The record is from RefSeq and is a predicted model, not a curated record. The coding region runs from base 520 to 2139 and encodes 539 amino acids. Gene Ontology annotation, molecular function: aspartic-type endopeptidase activity. The transcript has 9 exons.